This is a messenger RNA of Dermatophagoides pteronyssinus (European house dust mite), 1090 nucleotides long. It is a transcript of the gene aos, whose product is annotated as protein argos. The record is from RefSeq and is a predicted model, not a curated record. NCBI's taxonomy places the organism in Eukaryota, Metazoa, Arthropoda, Arachnida, Sarcoptiformes, Pyroglyphidae.
CAAAAUGAACAAAAUGAAACAAUAAAAAAUUUUGAAUCAAAUCAAUCAUUUCCACAAUUAUUAUUACAACAAAUGAUUCGACAAAAAAUGAAUUCAAUCAGACAACGACGAAGGCAUCGUCAUACAUAUUAUGAUCAUCAUCAUCAUCAUCAUUCGAUGGUUGAUAAUAUUAAUAAUAAUAAUAAAGAAUCAAAUCGAAAAAAAUCAUCAAAAAAUGGUCAACAUCGACGUAUGGCAAGAUUAAUUGAUCAACAAUCAACAACAACAACGACAACGAAUAAUAAUAAUGAAAGUGUUCAAGCAAAAAUUAUCUAUGAAUUAGAUUGGAUGAAAUCUGAUAAUGAUCUGCCUGAAUGUGAAUUGAAUCAAGUUUGUAAUAAAAUCGAUACAUAUUCAACACCAUGGAUACAGAAAUCAUGUCGUUGUCAUCGUGAACAAUCACCAUGUUCAUUAUCAUUAAAUCCAAAUGAUGGUUAUACGAUAAUUGAAAAAAAUAAACAAUAUAAACUAUGUGAACCAAUUGUUACAAAAAAAUUACCAACAUGUCGUUAUUUUCGUGAUAUAACAUGGACAAUAACUACAACUAUUUCGACCAGAUCAUCAUCAUCAUCAUCGUCGGUAAAAGAACCGGAACAUCAACAAGAAUCAACAUAUCAUCAUAAUGAAAAUAUAACUAAACAAGAAAUAAAAUGUCUUUGUCCAACAAAUAGUGAAGCAUAUAUUUUAAAACAUCAUGUUUAUAAAAUGGCUAAUGGUGAAUUAGGUUAUCGUUAUUAUUUUGCUUGUUCACCUGAAACGAAAUUACGUUGUAAACGUAAAGAACCAUGUCGUUUAUUUACAAUACGUAAAGGAAUAAAAUCAUCAGUUGAAUCGGUUACAAUGAAUACAUUAUGUCAAUGUUCGAAUGGUUUUGAAUGUCCAAAUAAUCAUCGACAAACAAUAUCAUCAUCAAUAAUGAUUGGUACAAAUUAUCCAAUUGAUAAUAUACGUACAUAUAGUGGUUAUUGUUAUCCAAUCAAUGAUUCUAUCAUUCAAAAUGAUUGGAAUGAUGAUAAUAAUAAUGAUUCAAGCUGAUUAAAUCGCUAAGGAA